Molecule: messenger RNA, 1007 nt
Organism: Saccostrea cuccullata (small rock oyster)
Lineage: Eukaryota; Metazoa; Mollusca; Bivalvia; Ostreida; Ostreidae
Exons: 1
Coding region: 37-993 (318 amino acids)
Biological process (GO): regulation of transcription by RNA polymerase II
Molecular function (GO): RNA polymerase II cis-regulatory region sequence-specific DNA binding
Source: RefSeq, a predicted model, not a curated record
GUUGUGCAGUGUUUCAGUGUUGUGUAGCGAUUCAUCAUGGCUUCCCGUGCUUCUUCCCCUGCCAUCGAGAUCAACUUUGCCACCACCUUAGAGGACAUCAUCAAGGCCACCAUCUUUGACGAUGCAGCACCUUCACCACAGCCUACCACCACCACCAUCCAGAGCAGCCUCAACACCAGCGCCGCGGAGACCAGAUUUGACGAGUGCCUGACCUCCCUCAUCAGUGAUCAUCCCACACCAGAGAAAUCCCAGGACAACGACCUUCAGCUAGCUCUUCAGUGUCUUCAGCCAUCAUCACCAGAGAAGAUCUGCGAUGACAACACCCUCUCCUCUACAGAGAUCUUCAGUGCCCUGAAGACCAUUUUCCGCUUUGAGGCCAAGUCAUCCACCCCAUCAGUGCUCAUCAAGUCCGUCCAGCCAGAGAUGUCUACAUCCCAACGUGAACAACAGCUUCUGCAGAGAUUCAACGACCUCCAUCAACACCACCCUCAUCAGAUCAACGACCUGUCAUCCUUCUUCAAGUACCAGAGUGCCCAAGUGGAGACAGACCGCUACUGUGCCCUUCACCAGAAUUCCAACCAGCCACACCACAUCAGAGAGAGUAUCAACCAACACUACAACAUCACCCAUCACCGCAUCAUGGACCGCGUGGAGAACAGCCUACAGAUCCUAGAGGAGAGUCUACCACAGCCACCACCCAGUGUCAACCAGACCACAGCCAACACGCAGAGCACCACCCAGAUCAACAACCUCCGCACCAGACCAUCGCUAUCCCAGAAGUCCGUUCAGCUGAUGGAGAAGUGGUACUACAGUCAUCUGGAGCAUCCGUACCCGUCGUCCGACGUCAUCGAGGAGCUGGCCAGGAGAGGAGGCUUCAAGGAGGAGCAAGUCAAGAAGUGGUUCUCCAACAAGAGGAACAGGAGCCGGAGGUCAUCAGGGGUCAACAAGAGGAGGUCAUCAGGGGUCAACAAGAGUGUGCCAUGCUUCUGGUGAUUGUGUCAACAAGA